Brassica oleracea var. oleracea is the source of this 4131-nucleotide messenger RNA. Its product is annotated as autophagy-related protein 11-like. The record is from RefSeq and is a predicted model, not a curated record. Gene Ontology annotation, cellular component: extrinsic component of membrane; phagophore assembly site membrane; Atg1/ULK1 kinase complex. The transcript is spliced from 4 exons. Gene Ontology annotation, molecular function: molecular adaptor activity; protein kinase binding. The coding region runs from base 534 to 3905 and encodes 1123 amino acids. Gene Ontology annotation, biological process: autophagy of peroxisome; piecemeal microautophagy of the nucleus; autophagy of mitochondrion. Lineage: Eukaryota; Viridiplantae; Streptophyta; Magnoliopsida; Brassicales; Brassicaceae.
UCUCCUCCGUCUCUGUCUUGCGUGAGAGACUAAACUUACAUCCGAAGCUUCUCCGUAACUUUCCAUCAAUUUAAAAAAAAAAACGUGUAAAAUUAUCGAAAAAAGAAAAAAAAAAUCGUUGUAGAAGCUCAGAGGAGGAGGAGGAGGAGGAAGAAGAAAGCCUUUGAGGUUUCGUAGAAGAAAAAUUGAGGAAUAUUAAUUGUUUAAAUCUAGUGGGUUUUCGUGAAGAGAAGUUUGAUCCUUGUUCGACUUUGACACUCGUCUCUUCACGCAAUCGUCGUAUCACGUCUUCUAGGGUUUGCUUCAAUUUCGUUCCUUUUGAUAUAAAAAACUAAUUUUUCUGGGUAACGAAGGCGAAAUUGGCUUAAAGUUGGAGAAUUUGAGGAUAUCUCGUGGUGGGUACUUUGGAAAACAUCGAAAGGUUUAGUCUUUGACGAAUCUGUAGUCUGGGUCAAAGGAUCGAAGAUAUAGAUAGAAAGCCUUAGUCUUUGUUUGUUUGGUUGCCUUGUCUCUAUCUCUCUAGGUUGGCUACGAUGAGCGCAAGCUUCACUUGUGAUGACGGGAAGCUGAUUCUCUGCGUGGCGGAGAACGGACAUACAUUUGAAUUCAAUUGCAGCGAGACGACUCCAGUUGAAUCCGUGAUGCGUUUCGUUGAAUCUGUCUCCGGGAUUAGCUUCUCUGACCAGCUUCUCCUCUCGCUGGACAUGAAACUCGAGCCUCAGAAGCUGCUUUCUGCUUACGGACUUCCUUCAAGCGGUCGAGAAGUGUUUGUUUUCAACAAGUCUAUGCUUCAAAGCAGCUCUCAUCCUCCCUCACCGGAAGAUGUAGAUUUACAGGAGGUUGAUGAUGCUUUGCCUCCUGCUCCAGUCCAUGAGCUUCAUCCCUUGGACGACGCGUUGGAUCCGGCUCUAAAGGCCUUGCCUUUGUACGAGAGGCAGUUUCGUUACCAUUUCCAUAAAGGCCGAGCCUUUUAUAACUGUACGGUUGUGAGGCUUGAGAGCUGCGAGAGGCUGACGAGAGAGCAGAAGGUGCAGCAGAGAGCUGUUGAAGUCGCUACGAGGAACCUGGAGCAGUAUUACAGGGUGAUCUUUCAGAACUUUCUCGAGUUCAUGAAGCGGUAUAAGCAUCAGCACCGCCUCCACUCUGACUUGCUGAUGAAUUUCGGAAGGGAUGUUGAGAAACUCAGGUCGGUUAAGGUCCACCCUUGUCUCCAAACCGAUUCGAGGAGAUGCUUGUUGGACUUUGUCAAGGAAGAUAACCUCAAAAAGGCUGCGGAGAGUUGCGGAAUCUCUCAUAAGCAGUUUGAGAAUAAGAUUGCUCAGUUCCAGCAGAUGUUUGUGGAGGUCAAGCGCAAGGUUGAGGAGCUGUUCGCUUGCAGAGACUCCUUAACGACGAAGAGCUUAGAAGCGGCUGUUAAGGACCACGAGCGAUUCAUUAACGAGCAGAAGAGCAUAAUGCAGUCUCUCAGCAAAGAUGUCGAUACGGUUAAGAAGCUUGUGGAUGAUUGCAUGUCUAGCCAAUCGUCCUCAUCUCUCAGACCUCAUGACGCUGUUUCAGCACUUGGUCCUAUGUACGAAGUGCAUGACAAGAAUCACCUCCCCAAGAUGCAGGCUUGUUACAACUCCAUUUCGGAACUGCUUGAUUUUUGCAAGAGCAAGAAGAAUGAGAUGAACAUCUUUGUGCACAGCUACAUGCAAAAGAUAACGUACGUCACAUACGUCAUCAAAGAUGCGAAGUUGCAGUUUCCUGUUUUCAGAGAGGCGAUGGUGCGUCAGGAUGAGUUGUUCGCUGACCUGAAGCUCGUCCGUGGUGUUGGCGCCGCUUAUAGGGCCUGCCUCGCAGAGGCUGUGAGGAGGAGAUCCUCUAUGAAGCUUUACAUGGGCAUGGCUGGGCAAUUGGCAGAGAAGCUUGCUAUGAAGAGGGAAACAGAGGUAAGGAGACGCGAGGAGUUUCUCAAAACUCAUGGUCCUUUCUUACCUCGUGAUGUGCUGUCCUCAAUGGGUUUAUAUGAUACUCCCACUCAGUGUGAUGUUAAUGUAUCUCCUUAUGAUACUAGUUUGAUCAAUAUUGAAAUGGCAGACGUUGAUCGAUAUGCUCCUGAGUAUCUGGUUGGGUUACAUUCAAAGGUUGCGUCCUCGAGGAGUUCACUGGGGAUGUCUAGUGAUAGCUCUCUUUCCGCUGAGGCUGAGGAGAUAAGUUUAGACAAAGACAGUUUUGAAGAUAUCCUAGAGGCUUCUGAGUUAGUGGAGAUAGCAGGGACCAGCAAGAUGGAAGUUGAGAACGCGAAACUAAAAGCUGAACUCGCUUCUGCGAUCUCUCGGAUAUGUUCGUUAGGCCCACAGGUUGAAUACGAUGUGCUGGAGGAUGGAAGUGAAGUGGAAAAUUUGUUGAAAAAUGCCUCAGAGAAGACAGCAGAGGCGCUGCAGGCGAAAGACGAGUAUGAGAAACAUCUCCUGUCCAUGCUCAAGGAGAAACAAAGGCAUUGUGAUUCAUAUGAGAAGCGCAUCCGUGAACUGGAGCAACGUCUCAAUGAUGAGUAUCUACAAGGAAAGAGAUAUGUUAAUAGUAAGGAUGUGUCUGGCUUGAACCUUAUGGAAGAAAAAGGCAACAAAGCUCAUGUAUCUGGUUCAGAGCCCAUGGAUGAGGUCUCAUGUGUUUCAAAUCUUUCUAGCAAGCAGCCAUGUAAAGCUAGGGAAGGUAUGGAUGAGAACAUGGUGGAUUCCUCUCAGGUGCUCAGUCAUCAUCCGCUUGAUUCAUCGAUGCUGGAGAGCCAGCAAAACAAUGAGAAAGGCGGAAAGGAUAAUGUGUUUCUAAGUGACAGUUCGACUGCCGAGAGCCCAACAAAAUCAUUGGGUAAUAAUGUGGUAACUAACAUAGGUUUAGAUACCAAACACAGUGAUGAUUUUAUCUUGGAACUUAAAAGUGAGCUGAUGGAGAAGUCCGAUAAACUGAGUGAAACAGAGUCCAAGCUAAAUGGGGCAAUGGAAGAGGUAGCCAGCCUGAGCAGAGAGUUGGAAAUGAAUCAGAAAAUUCUUGAAGAAUCUCAGAUGAAUUGUGCGCAUUUGGAGAACUGCUUACAUGAAGCUAGAGAAGAAGCCCAGACCCAUCUUUGUGCUGCUGAUCGUAGAGCUUCUGAGUACACUGCACUCCGUGCAUCAGCUGUGAAGAUGAGAGGUCUCUUUGAAAGAUUCCGGAGCUCUGUGUGUGCUGGUGGUGGUGUCGCUGGUUUUGCUGACUCCUUGCGUACUUUGGCUCAAGCUUUAGACAACUCCAUUAAUGACAAUGAGGAUGAUGGCACUGUUGAGUUCCGGAAGUGCAUCCGAGUUCUGGCAGACAAAGUUAGCUACCUCUCCCAAAACCGAGAGGAGUUAUUUGAGAAGUGCCGAAACCUUGAAGCUACAAGUGAACAGACAAUAAAGGACUUGAAGGAAAAGAGAGAGCUAGUGAAAACAUUGUACACUAAGCACCAACUUGGGAAGCAGGCGAAUAAGGAAAAGAUAUCAUUUGGUCGUCUUGAAGUCCAUGAGAUAGCAGCAUUUGUGCUAAAUCAAGCAGGGCAUUACGAGGCAAUCAACAGAAACUGCCCAAACUACUACUUGUCCUCUGAAUCCGAGGCAUUGUUCACAGAUCACCUCCCGAUCCGGCCUACAUACAUCGUUGGACAGAUUGUCCACAUCGAGCGCCAAGCAGUGAAGCAGGCACAGACACUUUCAGCGUCUGCAACUCCUGAGGCUGGUAAGAGAGAUUAUCUCGGCUCAAGAAACCUGGCAUCAAGUUCAAUGUCUUCAACAUCGUCUUCAGGAGCAACGACAACAAACCCUUAUGGCCUCUCAUCAGGAUGUGAAUACUUCAUAGUGACAAUAGCAAUGCUUCCUGACACUGCUAUUCAUCAACAAGCUUCCUGAUCCUUUUGCUUGUUCUUACAGCAGAUUGAUGUGAUGGAAGAAACCCCUCCCCAGAAAAGAACAAAAAUGUAAAUAGUUAAAUAACCAUCAAUAACCAGACAGCCCCUCGUUUGAUUUGUGGAUGUUGGGUUUCAUUUGUCUCCUUCUAAAAGUAUUUUAUUUCAUAUCUUCUUUCUUUCUGUACAGCUGAUGAUCACUGAUCUUAGUUUAAUCUUUUAUCCUCGUA